AUGGUGAAGUCAAAUGGGCAUUUUUAUACGUUGUCUGACUUACAGUCCAAGAAUAUCCAACCCAGGAACUUCCUCUCCUGGCAUGGGUUAAUAGACGCUAUUCCUGUCAAUUGGAAGAAAGAGCUAAAAUCUAAGGCGAUACCACACACUCCCCCUUUCGACCCUCAGGAUUAUAACUUGGUUUUAAAUUCUGCUAAAGUGUCUUUAUCAGAAAUGGACACCAAAACGUUUUACGAAGCGCAUAAGUCUGAUUUGCGUGAAACCCCCACAGCACAGUUGAGAUAUAACGAAAUGUUUCACGAUUCUGAGCUCGUGUGGAAUAAGAUCUACAGUUUGCCUUUUCAGGUCGCGUUAGAUACAUAUACGAGAGAUUUUCAGUACAAAAUCUUAAAUAGAAUAUUAUUUACUAACUCUAAACUAUUUAAGCUUAAACUGGUUGAGUCACCUUUAUGCUCAUUCUGUGAUAAGAACGAGGAAACCCUUGAACAUCUUUUUGUUUUUUGUGAACACUCGCGAGCCUUCUGGAAAGAAAUCUCUAGUUGGUUACAUGAAUGCGGUAUUGAAACGCUUCCUGAGCUAACAGAUCAAAUUAAUAUUAUGUUUGGCUUAUUUGAUGUCGAUAAUCUCUUUAUGCUUUUAAAUCACAUCAUGUUAAUAGCGAAGCAGAGCAUCUUUCUCUGCAGACAGAAAUCUAUUACCCCAAGCUUUAUUAUCUUCCUCGCGCACCUUAAAAAAAUUUUUAGAAUAGAAGAAUACCUAGCUAAAGAGAAGAAAAAACUAAACCUGCACUUAAUGAAAUGGGAAAAACUUUUACAAUCACUCAGUUGA
This is a messenger RNA of Pocillopora meandrina, 828 nucleotides long. Lineage: Eukaryota; Metazoa; Cnidaria; Anthozoa; Scleractinia; Pocilloporidae. The record is from the annotation of a GenBank genome assembly.